Molecule: messenger RNA, 11972 nt
Organism: Aquila chrysaetos chrysaetos
Lineage: Eukaryota; Metazoa; Chordata; Aves; Accipitriformes; Accipitridae
Gene: MLLT6
Product: MLLT6, PHD finger containing
Exons: 20
Coding region: 503-3649 (1048 amino acids)
Biological process (GO): regulation of transcription by RNA polymerase II
Cellular component (GO): nucleus
Molecular function (GO): histone binding; nucleosome binding
Source: RefSeq, a predicted model, not a curated record
ACUUGGAGCACGCCCCUAACACACGGUAUAGGACUGGAAAGUUUGUCCUCGGGUCUCCGAACACACACCAAAAAAAAAAAAUUAAAAUAAAAAAAAAAAUGUAUUUGCUUUCAUUCUAAUCCAGCAGAAAGGCACGGUGGUUAUCCUGGUUGGUUUGUUUUGAAUAACACGAAGGUUUCUGGUCUCAUCUGGCAUGUCUGUUUUUCCAUCUAUUAUUAUCCUAUCCAUCUACCAGCACAUCUCCAGCCUCUUCCUGUACAAUCUCUCCCUCGGUGUCUUGAUGUACGCUCCCGUCUCCAGCUGCGAAUGUGUCCUGCUCUGCCUCUGCCCGCCUGUCAGGCGCAGGUCUCUGGGUCUGUAGGUUGGGCUUUCUUUAGCUUUUCAUGUGUUUGGUGUGUCCGCGCUCACGGCUUUAGUAAGAAGUUGCUUACAACCAAGUGACUAAAGAGGAGUUAAAAGGAGGAAGCAAAACUUGCGGGGGAUUUCUCUUCAUUCAGAAGCGAUGCUUGGGUGUCUCCUGUCAUCAGGCAACCUCUCCAGGCUGAGUGACCCGGCAGCAUCUUGCUAUGGAAUUGUCCAGGUUCCUACCGGACCCUGGUUCUGUCGGAAAUGUGAAUCUCAAGAGAGAGCCGCCAGGGUGAGAUGUGAACUGUGUCCCCACAAAGAUGGAGCCCUGAAACGGACCGACAAUGGAGGGUGGGCCCAUGUCGUCUGUGCUUUGUACAUCCCAGAGGUGCAGUUUGCCAACGUGCUCACCAUGGAGCCAAUUGUCCUGCAGUAUGUACCCCACGACCGCUUCAACAAGACCUGCUACAUCUGUGAAGAGCAGGGCAGGGAGAGCAAAGCAGCCUCUGGAGCAUGCAUGGCCUGUAACCGACACGGCUGCCGGCAAGCUUUCCAUGUCACCUGUGCCCAGAUGGCUGGCCUCUUAUGUGAAGAGGAAGUCCUAGAAGUCGACAAUGUCAAAUAUUGUGGCUACUGCAAGUACCACUUCAAUAAAAUGAAGACCUCACGUCACUCUGGAGGUAGCUCCUUCAUUGCUGGAAGAAGGAGUCGAUCCACAUCCCCUGCUCAAGAGAAGCAUGUAUCCCACCACGAAAGGCCAAAGAAGAGUCGGAAGGACAAAGAAAGACCUAAACAGAAGCACAAAAAACGUCCGGAGUCUCCCACCAGCCUUACCCCAUCCUCGGUGCCCGUCGCUGCAGAGAAGGGCUCUACCAGCCACCAUGAGGGGAGCAAAGAGACCUCGGAGGUCGGCAGGUCGGAGGUGAAAGGCAGGAAGUCCUCAAGCCAUGGCAGCAGCCACAAGGGGAAAAAGACGGGAAGCGGGAAAAGCUCGGUUGGCUUCAGCUCAGCUUCGUCCAGCGGGACCUUCCAGCCUGCAGGUACCUCCUGCAGCAACUUGCAGUGCUCCCAGGACUUUGUGACAUUCCCCAAGCUUGAGCAGGACGACGAGAAGUACCGGAAGCCUAUCUCUUCCUCUUCUUCUUCCCACUGCUCCCCUCUGUAUGAAGGCCAGAAGGGGGACAUCUUUGAGCAGAAGGUGAUCUUCUCAGGCUUUGGGUCCAUCAUGCGCUUUUCCACCUCCGCGGUGAGCCAGCAGAGAGGCCGUGAUGCUUCCCCCGUGGACUAUAAGGCCUCGAACCCUGUCAGCGGCCCUUCGGUGGGGACCAGUGGGACCAGUGGUAGCAGCAGCAGCCACAAGCGCAUGCCAUCCCUCAGCAUGGAGGAGGGAGAGGUGCUGAAGGAAAAGAAGCACAAGGGUAGCAAGAAGAACAAGCACGGGCCUGGCAGGCCAAAAGGGGGCAAAAGCAAAGAGAUUUUGGGUGCCCAGCUGGCUGGGUCCACGUCUACUUCCUCGUCACCCUUCUCCGGGGGCUCUCUUGUUAGCUCCAGCAUCGGCAACUCUUCACGGUCCUUCAGCCACACGGGGAAUCUGCCCAGCCUCAGCAUGGAGUCCCCGCUGCUGGGUUCAGGGAUCUACACCAGUAACAAGGACCCUAUUUCCCACGGGGGCGGAGUGCUCCGAGCUGUGUGCAGUACACCCCUCUCUUCCAGCCUGCUGGCACACCAGGGUACGUCGUCUCUCCCACAGCUCAACCGGUCUCCCUUUGCUAGCACCAUCCCAGCUUCCUCCUCCUCGGUCUCCACCACGCAGGUGUUCUCGCUGGCAGGUUCAACGUUUAGCCUCCCUUCCUCACAUAUUUUUGGAAGCCCCCUCACAUCUGGGCUAUCAAUCAACCCACUCUUAAAUCAGUCGGAAAGCAGCCGGGCAGAGCCUGACCUGGAAGACUGCAGUUUUGGCUGCCGAGGGACGUCGCCCCAGGAGAGUCUCUCUUCCAUGUCCCCCAUCAGCAGCCUGCCGACCCUCUUCGACCAGACAGUGUCCUGUAGCAGCAGCGGGCAGCUGGAGAAUGUUCCCCAGGCUACCCCGAACAUCGAGCAGCUCCUGGAGAAGCAAGGCAAUGGGGAAGCCGGCGUAAACAUUGUAGAAAUGCUCAAAGCCCUGCACUCGCUGCAGAAGGAGAACCAGCGGCUCCAGGAGCAGAUCAUGACGCUGACGGCCAAGAAGGAGCGUUUGCAGCUCCUCAACGUCCAGCUCUCUGUCCCUUUCCCCGUGGUGACCAGCAGCAACGGCCCAGGCAGCCAGGCCCAGUACAUCCUGCCUCCCAACGUCUGCAACGAUUCCCUGAGCAUCAGCAAGAGCCCCCCAUGCAAGAACAGCUUUGGGAUCGAGAACUCGCUCUCCACUUCCUCUGAGGACCCUCAUUCAGGUUGCCCCAGCAGGAGCAGCUCUUCCCUGUCCUUCCACAGCACUCCUCCGCCCCUGCCCAUGCUGCAGCAGAGUCCUGCCUCGCUACCCCUGCCCGGGGUGCAGCAGGUGAAUGGCCUGGCCAGGGUGGCAGGCAGCGGGCUGGGGGGAGGCACCACUGCCAGCCACAGCCUCUCCACGGUGCCCAUGGUGGACGGCCUGAUGGGGACCCUGGCAGGAGGCCAGCAGAUGCCCAUCAACGGGAUCCUGGGGAAUCUGAACGGAGCUCAGGCCGCCCAGCCUCCGAGCGCGCUGACGCAGGCGAGCGGGCCUCCGACCUUGCAGCUCUCCACCAGCCUGAGCAGCAUGCCCAGCCUGAGUCCCCUGACAGAGCAGCAGCGGCACGUCUUGCACCAACACGAACAACAGCUCCAGCAGCUUCAGCAGCUCCUGACUUCCCAGCCGCUUAAUCCGGAGCAGCAGGCCCUGGUGUUCCAGAUGAUGCAGCAAAUCCAGCAGAAGAGGGAGCUGCAGCGGCUGCAGAUGACAAGCUCGUCCCAGCUGUCCAUGACCAGCCUCCUGGCAGCCACCUCUGCCCCCCUGCACUCCAGCACCAGCGCCCUGAUGACCUCAGCCCCCCAGCCGCCCCCCAGCAGCAGCUCUCUCCUGGCCUCCCUCUCCCCCCAGCAGCUCAACCCUAGCAAUGCCCUCAUGGCCCCCCAGGCCACCCCACCGCUCAGCACUCCUGGGAACAGCCUCCUGGCUUCGGGGACAGGCAUCCCACCCGUCCUUACAGCACAGACUAACCCGUUUCUCAACCUGCAGGCUGAUGGCAACACCCCGAAAGGAACGAGCAUGAAUGAAAAGGGAGCUCCUCUUACCCAGGACAAGGGCUAAGCUCCCCCCUCACCCCGAACAAACCAGCAGCCAACUCCUCUCAGCCAGGGGAAUGUGGCUUUCCACAGUCAACUUUGAUACUGUUAGAGCAAUGAGCACAAGGCUUCCAAGAAGCAUUUCCUGCCGCUGGGCAAUGCCAAGAGGUGCUUUGGAAGACAGUACGUCUCUGACCAAGCCCUGGUAUCGGGAGGAGCGAAGGUGGGGGGCUGCCCGCCGCCCUGGUCCGUGCCACACAUGCUCAAAGUGAAGCUGUGUUUCCGUGCAGAGCGGAGGAGAGAGUUAACACCAGAUGCCUGCCGGUCUCCUCCCUGCCGUGAGUGCGAGCGUGUGUUCACGUGUGGGUAGCCCCCCAGGCCGAGGCACUAGAGACCAUCAAGCAUCCUUGGCCAAGACCUUGGUGGAGGGAGGCCCCUCUGCUGAGGACUCCUUUCUGCACAGUGCAGAGGAAUGUGGCAGUGCCCUCGGAGGCAGCACUGGAUGUGACGCAGCUGGGGAUGUGGGACGUGGUGGCAGUGCCUACGUGGUCUGCUUCGCCCAGAUGGGGAGGUUAAGAAGAAGUCCUGUAGCUGAGAUUUCUCACCUGCUUUUCAUCUGCUGGGCUCUUAGGAUGCUCUUUAUAGCCAUCAUAUGAAGCCCCGACACCUCAGCUGGAUCCAAACCCAGCCUGAAAAGACACAAGCAGUGGAGCGAUGGGUAAGGACUGGUGCUUGGGGAGGAGGUGAUAGCCACCUACUUCUUUAAAGGACAUUGCCACAUCUGCUCUGCCAGCCGCUGUCGGUUCGGUGCUGUACUUCUCACGUGAAAAGCACACUCCUGCUCCUUGUGCCAUCUCUCACUCUUUCCUUCCAAGAUUUCCAAAGGCUAAAAUUUCAGCUUGCAAAAAGGGGCUGUAGCCAGUAUUACCCCUGUCGUAGCCAACUUCAGAAGGUGCAUCUGAACCUGGCAGUUGUUUCCCAGGCCUAAGCUGGGAGAUAGAAAUGUGUGUGGGGAAGAGAGAAUCCCAAAUCCGGUACUUGUUCUUUCUUACCCACCACAAAUCACUCCAGUCUGGCAAAACCACGUUCUUCCACUGGUCUUGGGCACUUCAGAAAAGGGAUCUCCAAGCGAUGGGACAAUUAACAGUCUCCUGAGCUAGGACAUCGACCCUUCGUUGUUCUCCACCUUUUGACCUUAACUCCGUCUUGUAGCCUGGAACCUCAGCAAUGAAAUCGGCUUCCUCUGAGCUUGGAUGUGAUGGAUUGAUUGAAGGACAGGUGGGGCAGCUCUGGGGGAAGGGGAACAUCUACGUCAAACGUACAAAUGCCCCUUCUUUUCCUUAUCCGCGGGUUAAAUCCAGAGCUCCUGGGGGCAGGCGGGAAGACUCCAGCUAAUAGAAACUCUGAGGGUCUUAAAAACAAAAACAAAAACAAAAAAAAAAUUGUCAGACCUUAAUGGAUAUUUUUCAGCACAUUCCCACUGCCUCUAACUAGUUUGCACUAUUCAAAUUUGUCAGCAGUGGGUCUGUGCUGAUAGUACUAGAAAAGCUUGUUAUAGGCAAGACUCAUCUGCUAAAUAUCUUUCUUCCUUUUAAUUUUAUUUUCUUUUCUUUCUUUUCUUUUUUUUUUUUGUGUGUGUGUUUGGAAGAUUGUCACCACAAUGGUUGAAUAAGGCUAAAAGGAGAGAAAAUACCUUUCUGAUCUCAGCCUCCAGUUCUGUGAACUGGGCAGAACACUGCUGUCUGCUCAGAAAUAUAUAUAUAUUAUAUAUAUAUAAUUUUUUUUUUAUAAAGAAAAGCUAAUGUUUUAACAAGGUUAAGAAGCUAUUGGAAAGAUGGAGAUGGCAGCUAAAAGUGGAAAUGGAGGAGAAAAAAAAAAAAGUCUGCCUUCCUUGUGGUCUCUGCAGCACAGACCUAGAGAGGAGCACUGAACUGUGGCUCUUGCUGACACAUUCCCUGUCCCCAGCCACCUCCUGAGUAAGUCACGGGCUGAGCUGUGCCGCCUUCCAUCCGCCUGGUACUUAGAAACUGUGAAUGAGAUCUUUCAGUUGCAAAUGGUUUGACUCUAAUUUUGGCUCCCUGUCCCUGAAAUUGCUCUGGCACAACUGUGUGCUUGCACUUUUUUUUAAAUGUUUUUUUUUUUUUCUUUUUCCUCCCCCAGCUGUGUUGUCCCCCCUCCCCUCUGCGCCACACAAACUGCCCCGGCGCAGAGACCCUCUGCUCAGUGCAGGAUCCGUUUCUGCGGUGGGGGUCUUGCCUUGCUGCCCCCUCCACAUGUGAGGAGUCUUGGGCUUGAAAGGAACACGCAGAAUGGCUGUUUCAGGGCUGCCGUGCUAAAUUCAGCCCUGAAGUGCCCUGUUCGUGCGUGUGAUGGCUGCGUGGACGUGAAGGCUGUACCUGCCAACCUUUGGCAAGCAACAGGUCCUUGGGAUUUGGGAACAGAUAUUCCUUAGUGCUGGUUUGGGUCAGCAAGAUGAUGGACAGAAGUGUUAGGGGUGAAACAGUGGCUGUUAAAUGUGCAAAUGUGGUCUCUGCCAUCUGCUUGCCCAGCUGCAUUUGUCUGGGGUUUGAUUUUUAUUUUAUUUUUUACUCUUAAGGUCCCAAAUUUGCGUUGCCACCUGUUUUGCUGUCACGCUGACCAUCAGCACAGCCUUCAGACCAAUCUGUAACCACAAGGGCCUGACAUCGUGCCCAGACCUGGUCAAACUCUUCCAAAAUUUAACCACAUUUCACGCCCUGAAAUUAGAAACAUGCCAGUACCAGGAAGAGAGGGGAUGGGAAGGAGGGAAGGCUGGUUGGCAUCUGUCCCUUGUGUAGCGAGUCAUAGUACAACAUGCGUUGUCUCCCAGGACAAACAAAAACCACGGUUCAGAUCAGUGGUUUGGUGCCCAAAUCCCUGGGCAACAACAGAAAACUUGCAGGGGGUCAGUGAGAGGUACUUCAUGGUGCGUUUGCAGUCCGGAGGCUGAAACGUGCUGUACAGGGCUCCUCACUGCUACUGGGAAAAUAUUUGGGAGCCCACGCAUCGGAAGAGGUUGGAAAUCGAGGACUGAAUUCAAGGAAUCGGUUUUGUAGGCAGGAUCACUGUUAAAAGCAGGGAGGGCUGAGCUACACCGCGUCCCUGGUUCCCCCCUGCCCUGUGCUGGCCAUGCCAUUGAUUUUUGUUGGUGGCAGGAGUUUGAGUACAAAGCCCCUCUGCUCUCCGGGGCUUUCUGGAGCAGGGAGGGACGAGGCUGGAGAGGACGAGCAGGGGAAGAGACAUAUAGCACUUACACAUUUCUCUGACAUCUUCCAAAGGCGCCCGGUCCCUUUGAAGUGUGCUCCUUGUCUAAUCGCCUCAACCUGUCCCAGAGCCAAAGGUCCCUUUGGCAGAUUGAGGGGAGAAGAAGGGGGCACUGCUGGAAGGUCGACAUUAAACAUUUGUAUCUCUGUGAAAAAGAGGGAGAACAGGGGAAAGCAAAAAUAAAAGCUAAAGAUUAUCUGUGUUUCAGUUGCACUGGGGUACGUUUCUUUACCCGUUUUGAUGCUAAUGUCUCAUUUAGUAUGUUGCAUGUGUCUUUUUUGUUUUGAUUUGUUUUUUUAUUAAAUAAAAGAGAAAAAUGUGUAUAUUUUUGGCAAUUUAAGGUAAUGUAGCUAAGAUAUAUUUUUUUCACGCUGCUUGACUGUUCUUUAUUAUAAUAAAUAAUAUUAAUAUUAAUAUCAAAGACUUUUUUAAUACAGCUAGGAUUUCAAAAUUUAAAUGAGAAUAGGGUCUUGUGGGAUUAACUUCCUGUGGCUGUGCUGAGGUCCUGUUGCCCGCAGUGCACACAGAUGCACACUCUGAUGCUCUCGAGGAGGCAGGAGCGAGCCCCGGGGAGGGUUUCUCAGCCUGGCUCCUUCCUGGCUUUGCACCUCGGGAAUGAAGGGAGACCAGGGCGAGGGAGGAGCAGUUGGUUGUUGUUUCAUGAGCAAAAAGGUCUUUUCCCCCCCCUCCCAAGAACAGCGAUAGCCCCUGCUGAUCAGCAGAGAUGCCUAAAACCAAACUCAGUGACCUUGUAAGCUUUCCAGCUGGCUUCUCGGUCCUCCCCUCUCCCAAGAGUUUGUUUCUCCUAAGCACCAAAGGGAAGGGCUUGCGGUGUUUCUGCUUUGUUCUGUUUUUCCCCCAAACAGCUCUGCAUAGCUGGGUGAUGAGGUCUCUUCAAAAUAUGGUUUGGAGACAUGUCCCGCUCUUAAGAAAACCAGCUCCCACUCCAGUGCUCAGCUCUUAGAUCUGGCUUGGCACUUCAAUGGGUCAUGCUUCAAAACUGCAUGUUUUUCUGUCUCGUAGCCCACAGGCUCCAUGGUUCUGCCUUCUCCUUCUGCUUUUAAAUCUGAAGCUGGUUUUAUUGACCUUUUGUUUUUCCCCAGCCAUGUGUGCCCACAUCCCAUCAACGAGGUGAACGCUGCUUGCCUUCUGGGUUCACAGGGCUCCUUUAAAAGGCCCAGGAGAAGUUCUCCCCCAGCACCUGAUUCUUCUGCGGGGCUUUUCUCUCUCUCAUUGACCAGCAGUCAGCAUUGCACCUGGGGGGAGGAUAUUGGAGGCCGAAGAAUUUGCCCAGGUUUCUCCAGACAGCCCGAGAGCUGUCAGGAAGGGAGUGCAGAGUGAACUGGAGACACAGGAGUUGAUAGGUUUGGGUCAUCCAGAGGAAGCAGAGUUUGGCAUGUAAAGGCUGGUCUUGCAGAGUUGGGUCAUCAAAUGCUCUGGGUUGUUGGAGGAAACUUUCAGCUGUUUUUUGAAGGGAAAAGGAGGUUUGGUGUCUGGUUCUGAGGAUGUGGUUGCUCUCUGCAGUAGCUGGUAGCUGCAAAGCCUCCUCUUCUGUGCCUGUUUGUGGUUAGUGCCAGGGUGCAGGCUGGGAAGGAGACACAGGGGAUGCCUGUGGAGCAGCACGGUCAUAGAUCCAGUUCUGCUGUGUUUCUUGGAGCCCUGAAACAUGAAAAAAAAAAAAAAAGAUGAAUAUUUCUGCAGAGUUAUGUUGCCUUGUUUCUGGCAUGGUUCUCCUCUUUCCACUGCUUGGCUCUUGGUAGCAUGUCUGUUUAUGUUUUGCAUGGACGGGGACUGGAGAGACAUGAGAGGAAGGUGCUGAGCAAUGUUCAGUGGUUUUGUACCCGAGGAGCAGGUCAUGGCAUCUUCUUGGAUCAGGAUAAUGGGAGAAACACAUCUGUAGCAGGUGCCUGAAACGCAGCUGUCCGAGCAAUCCUACGCAGAGCCCCUUUCUUCACAGGCCUCCUCUGCUCCAGGUCUCUCCCAGCCGGUCACCAGUGUCCCCUGGAUGCAGCUCUUGUAUGAACGGGGGGGGCUCCCUUGGCCCUGGCACCCACCGAACUCUGCAAACCCCUGGUUUUCUCUCUGCUUCCACGCUGGCACAUGUGCUCUAGCUGCGAGCUGGCUGCCCCAGCGGGACGGGGCUGGUUCAGACUCCGGCACCGUCCACGCAGACUUCAUGGCUGCAGAUGGCCUGAGCCCCUUGGCUCCGUACCAAAGACAAUAUAGGCAGGGAUGAGGUCUUCUCACAUGCUCAGUAGAAGACUCCAGAGAAGACAUACCAAGCAGAUGGUGUCAUUCUCUUUGGGGUGAAAUGUUCAGGCUAGUUGGCAGGGUGAGAGGUGACCGAUACGUCUGAAGCGAGCGGGGAUCCAGCCCGCGGCGGCGGUGGAGGGUGUCCCUCGGGAGCUCAGAACAGGCGGCGGUUGUUUGCCGUGGCCGGUGGAUUGGCUCGAGGACACAGAAGCUUUCCUGCUGCAGAGAAGGACAUCUGCCUGGGGGCUUCUCUGUUCAGUGCAAGUCCAUCCUUUGGUCUAAAGUGUCCUGCCUGUCCCCGAGACCUCUCCGAAGGACAGCGUAGCCAUGGCUUGCACCCGGGGCCAGCUGUACACGGCAGCAGUGCCAGCCGCUGCACAAACCUUCCAAGUUAAAGCCCGGUUUGUUUGCACACCCCUCUCCAGCGCACGAGUCGCCCCAUCCAAAUGGCGAUAAGGGCUUUGCUCUGCUUUGUGUUUGCUGUUAAGGAGACCUGCGUCAUCUGGCAGGUUCCAGCCUGGACGGGGCCGAGCAGGCAGCCCUGUGCCCAAAGUGGUUUUUCAAGGGCUCUCUUCCAGCCCAGCCAGUCCGUCAGAGCUGGCAGCUCAUGCUGCUCUGUUAUUUACCGUUGCCCUUGGUAUAUGCUGUGCUGUGCGGUUUCUUAAACCCACAUAAGUAAAAAUAAUCAAGUGCCUGUGAUCAAAACAGCCUUGAGGCAGGGAGUUGAAUGGGUCCCUGGUGCCUCUCCUUUGUGCAUUUAGUUUAAGAAAUGGGAGUUGUCAUAACAGCUGUGGAUGUCACCUUUGCAGGAAAGGGUGAAGUAGCAAUAAUUUUAAUAGUAACUUUGCAGCAGCAGAUCUGAAACUGCAAUUCAGAGGUGUCGUCUCCUGUCCCGUUUUCCAGAUGGGGAAGCAGAGGCACAGAGAGGACUAAUUUGCUGAGGAGCCAGGUCUCCUGCACUUUGUUCUUCCCUCCCCUGCCCAGAAAAGGGACCCCAGCUCUGUGGUACCCACCAGUGGGAAGCGUGGGCUCCUGGGUGUCCCAUGUGGCUUCAAUCCUGCAGGGAAGCUUCUUGGGACCGUGGGGUCCAGAGAGAACCCAAGAGCUCAUAAAGUUGUGCAGCUACCGGCCCUUCUGGUCUUUAUAGCGGCGCGUAAUGGGCACAGCCCGGCUCCGGCUGUGACUCUCCAAGUCUGUCAGGGCAACUGCUGCUGUGUGGGGCAGCGAGGGCAGGUGGAACCUUUCCUUUGGCUCCGUGGGUUUUGCGUGAGAUUCUCAGCACAGAAAAUCCCGUCCUAACCCACUGCUGCCUGCCUCAGGACAUCAGACCCGGGGCAUCGCUGCAGUGGGAGCUGCAGGGUGCGGAUGGGGGGUUAGAUGCGUGGGAGCAGCAGUGCUACAAAGAAAGGAUUUUUUUUUUUUCUUUUCUUUUUUUUUUUUUUUUUUUCUGGUAAGACCUUUGGUGAGGUUGUGCUCAGAGGGAGGGUUUGGUUCAGGCUCAGCCAAACCCCCCCCCCCCACCAUUUAUCCGUUCCCUCCCUGGUGUACGUGGUGGAGCCGCUCUGCCUAGACAGGUUCCCCCCCCCCUUGCAGCUCCCUGCCGCAAACCCACUGCUCAAACUGGAGUAACGUCUGGCCUGAUGGAGGGAGGGAAGUUUUAUGUGGGUUUUUUUUAACUGAUAUUUCAAAAUUUAUCAGAAUUUGAGGGCAUUGGUUUGUGCUACCAAUGGUUAAAAAGUAGGAAAAUGGAAAAACUCUGUUUAGUGGACGAUUAUAAUUUUAAUUUUGAAAAGUCAUCAAUAUCCUGCCCAGCAGCGCCGAUCUGUGACUGCGCUCCAAAUUACAUGUGACAUUACAGCUAAAGGGUAAAGCGCAGAAAACCCCUCCAGGGCCUGGUUUGUAUAUUUAAUUUAAGCAGCAAAUGCAAAGUUUUAGCACCUGCCUGGGCCGUAGGGAGCCUCUGCUGACGCCCAUCCGCGGAUGCAGCCUCUGCAAGACAGCUUAAUCAAAAAGUGCUUGCAGACCUAAACGCCGCAGUGAGCGGGAGGGUCUGGGAUCCAGGUUAUGGGGGGAUCAAACUGAACGAUCGGCUGCAGACAGAUCCCUUCGUAGGCACGGCCCGGGGUGUUCCUGCCCCUUGGUAGUUGUUUGGUCCCACUGCUUAGGAAAGCGGGGAAGCUGGAGAGGUCCGUCCCUGUUCAGGACAGCCCCUGCCCAUGUGCACAGCCUGGAUUUCGGAGGGGUUUAAGCACAUCCUCGGAGUUAGGAGGGGUCCCUGCGGCAGAGCCGGUCUCGAGUGGGCCAAAGGGGCCCGUGGAAAAGGGAUGAUGAGCACAAGAGAGCGAGGAGAGAAGCAGCAAGUUGCAAAUGCAAGAGCAUAAACAUAUAAGCAGAUAUUUGUAUGUUUUUUUUCCUAAGAAAAUGUUUUUAUUUGAAAACUACAUGGCCAGAUUUGUAGCUGGGAAUGUACGUACUUUCUUACAUAUUUGUACAACUGAUGCGUGUCGGCGUCUUCCGCGCUCGCUGCGAGGGACUCAAGGGGAGGAUGCUUUCCGUUUUAAUAUCUUGCUAAGGACAAAAACCGAUUCAGGUGCUAAGGGCAGCAGGAUCUCUUAGACAGAAAACUGCUCGUAUUUACCCUUCUUCUGUCUUCAGUGGGUAAGGAAGUCAGCGAGCCUCGUUUUCUCUCCAUUGUGUGUAACACAAACAACGUCUUUGUAUCAUUAAUGUAUUUGUAUGACUGAGAAAUUGCCAGAGUCCUUGUUCUUUUUAUUAAAAGAAUGUUUUCAAAAAAAUAAAAAGUAGGCUAAAAA